AUGCUGCACAUUCUCGAAUCCCCCACCAACAACCGCUUCAUUCUCGCUCUCACCCUCAUAGUCGUCUAUCUCACAUUACGACUUUCCAACCUCAUCCUACGAACCUACCGAGCUCGCCAAAGAUGGCUCGAUAUUCCUGGUCUUCCCCGCCAUCCAAUGUGGGGCCAUCUGAUCAAUAUGGGCGAGAAGCUCAAUCCGGCCCUUAAUCGUCAUCCGGACUAUGCUUUUGAGCAAGUCUGGGAUUCUCUCGGUCGGCCAGACGCGUUCUUGAUGGAUAUGGAGCCCGUGGAUCGAUGCUUUCUGAUCGUCGCAGACCCUACCGUCUCCGAAGCUCUGGUCCAGCCGACUUCGCAAUUCAAGUAUUCGGCCCCCAAAAGCGAUACCCUCAAGACCAUGCAUCGCCUGGUAGGUCUCGAGUCAUUGAUCAUCGCCGAAGGAGAGGAAUGGAAGAAUCUUCGAAAACGAUUCAAUCGAGGUUUUGCGCCCUCUCAUCUCCAUUCCUUGGAUCCACUGAUCAUCUCCAAGACGCGCAUUUUCGUGGACCGCCUCAAAGCCUCUGCCGAGAAAGACGAAGUCUUUCCUCUCAAACGUUACACUCAGGAUCUCACCACUGAUAUCAUCACGGAAUUGACCAUCGAGAAGGACUUUCAAGCCCAGUCUCUGCCGGAGGGUGAAGGCCAUAAAGGACCCCUGGGCAUGCUGACCGCCUCGAGACUGCUCUCGACUUUAGUAUUUAAAUUGGGUCAAGGAUUCAAUCCGCUGCAUUACAUCGAUCCUGUCAGGCCGACGAAAUCAUGGUUCUACGAACAAGUCUAUAACCACGAACUGGCCCGGGUUAUUCGCCAGCAGAUUUCCGCCGAACAGACGUCUCCAGACAAUGGGAACAUGAAACCGCCCAAAGACUCACCCCAGAAGACGCAACAGAAAUCCAUCACCCGUCUUGCGCUCUCGGGCCUGACUCCUAGCAGAGGGCUGAUCCGCAACACGGUCUCGCAGAUCAAAUCAUUCCUUUUCGCCGGACAAGACACAACUGCUACCAUGAUCCAGUGGCUGUGUUUUGAACUCUCCAAAGCCUCAUGGUCUGAACCCCAUGCCGCGAUACUCUCCCAACUCGUCGCCGAGCACGAUGCGGUGUUCGGCCAAGGCGACAACGGCCAUCAAUUUGACGCUCUCGACAUCCUGGGCCGCGAGGACGACGAGGGCAGAAGAGAAGCAGAAGCCAUUCUCGGCCAUAAGUUACCGUACACAUCUGCUUUUAUCAAGGAAUCCCUCCGAUUACAUCCGCCCGCCAGUACCGCGAGAUACAUUCCCGAGAUCUCCUCCGACAAUCCCACGGCCGUGAACGUCGUGCUUCGCACCUCAUCCUCACCUUCCGCAGAGAAAAGAGAAGUCAACAUCAAUGGCCUCCGCAUCUACUGUGCCCAGUACCUGAUCCAUCGAAACCCGGCCGUCUGGGGUGCUGACGCGCAUAUCUUCCGCCCUGAACGCUGGCUUGAUGACCACUACACCGCGUCUUUGCCCACGGGGGCAUGGCGGCCGUUUGAGCGCGGGCCACGGAACUGUAUCGGCCAGGAGCUCGCGAUGAUUGAGGCCAAAGUCGUCAUGUGUGCGGUUGUUCGAGGGUUCAGCUGGGAGAAGGUCGGGAUGAGUGGUCGUGUAGAGGUUGAGGGAAUACCGAAAGGUGAUGGGACCGAUCAUCCCGACCGAGAGGUCUGGAGUCUCAAUCAAGUCACGAGUGUGCCUGUGGAUGGGAUGAGAAUGAGGGUGAAGUUGAAGCAAUGA
Molecule: messenger RNA, 1782 nt
Organism: Rhinocladiella mackenziei CBS 650.93
Lineage: Eukaryota; Fungi; Ascomycota; Eurotiomycetes; Chaetothyriales; Herpotrichiellaceae
Exons: 1
Coding region: 1-1782 (593 amino acids)
Molecular function (GO): iron ion binding; monooxygenase activity; oxidoreductase activity, acting on paired donors, with incorporation or reduction of molecular oxygen
Source: RefSeq, a predicted model, not a curated record